This is a messenger RNA of Actinia tenebrosa (Australian red waratah sea anemone), 2586 nucleotides long. RefSeq names its product WD repeat-containing protein 20. Gene Ontology annotation, molecular function: protein binding. The record is from RefSeq and is a predicted model, not a curated record. Lineage: Eukaryota; Metazoa; Cnidaria; Anthozoa; Actiniaria; Actiniidae.
ACGGGAGAGAGCAAAGCAAGAAGUGRGCUAGGAUUCACCAAUGUUUAUACGAAUUUUAUGCCGCUAUGGCUUCCCCUAAAGGCCCAGGUUCAGAACUGAAGCAGCAUUUUGUCACCAAGGAAGGUGUCUAUAAGCUCAUGACGUUAUCUGAGUAUUCUAGGCCGAAUAAAAUGCCGUAUUCAGCUCAACAAUGUCACCCUGUGAAAGUAUCCUUCGUCACAGUCAAAGAACCCGGAGGAUGCAAUGACCGUAUUGCCUUCAACGUUGGUAGAGACUUGUAUUUUUAUAUUUAUAAAGGAGUAAGAAAGGCUGCAGACCUAACCAAACCACUUGAUAAAAGAGUUUACAAAGGCACAAUCCCCACCUGCCAUGACUUUAAUCUACUGACGAGAAGUUCUGAGAGCUUAGAAUUGUUAAUAGGUUUUUCUGCUGGACAGGUUCAAUUGUUAGAUCCCAUUAGACAUGAAGUUAAUAAACUUUUCAAUGAAGAGCGUACUGUAGACAAGACAAAAGUCACUUGCAUAAAAUGGAUUCCUGGUUCAGAAAACUUGUUUUUAGUGUCGCACGAGAGCAGUAAUAUGUACGUUUACAAUAAAGAAAAUCCCGCAGGAACUGGACCGCCGCAAUAUGCUUUAAUGAAACAAGGACCUGGCUACACAGUUCACAGUGGAAAAUCAAAAACCACAAGAAAUCCUGUUUGUAAAUGGACAGUAGGUGAAUUUGGAAUCAAUGAAUUCUCUUUUUCUCCGGACUGUAAGCAUUUAGCUAUAGCAACUCAAGAUGGUUGUCUUAGAGUCUUUGAUUUUGAUUCACAAACUUUAUAUGGGGUAAUGAAGAGUUACUUUGGUGGUUUAACUUGUGUAUGUUGGAGUCCCGAUGGCAAGUAUAUUGUUACAGGAGGCGAAGAUGACUUAGUAACAGUAUGGUCAUUUUUUGAACGGCGGGUGAUUGCCCGAGGGCAAGGACACCAAUCUUGGAUAAGCGUAGUCGCAUUUGACCCAUACACUACUAGUUUCAGUGGUGAUGGGAGAGUGGACGAGAGUGACGAGGAAGACAUUGAAGAAAAUGGACCUAGAGACUCUCCUUGUCAUCCCUCGGCAGACAAAGGUGUAACUUCGUAUCGUUUUGGUUCUGUUGGCCAUGACACCAUGUUACUAUUAUGGGACUUAGGCGAAGAUAUUCUGAGGCCUCAACGGCCCAGAUGCCGCAGUCUCAGAACUCACACAAUGUCAAAUUCUCAUCUAGUUAACUCUAAUUCUAUUUCUAAUGGACCUGUUUGCUGGGAACCCAACAACGGAGCCACUUCUAAUGACACUUCCAGAAGCUUAACAAAAGUUCACAGCUUAAGCAAAUCUGUCGAACAACUCGUUACCAUCAGGGACUACUCCCCUGGCACUUCAUUAUGUCCAAGGAUAGUAGAGGCUCCAUUGCUUGAACCUCUAGUUGCUAAAAAGAUUGCAUACGAGAGGUUAACAGACAUUGUAUUUCGGGAAGACUGUAUUGUGACAGCAUGCCAGGAAGGAUUCAUUCGAACUUGGGCACGACCAGGUAAAGUGGGCGUAGCGACAAUGGGAACAGUAGUCUAAUGGAGGAUGAUGAAGCAGAAGUAUUAUGCAAUGGUGAUCAUGAGCAUCCAUCACAAUAUAGAUAAUCUUUUCAAUUCAUUGCUAAUCCUAACGUACUUUAUUAAUAGACAUUCCAUUGUUAACACUGUUUUUCCCAUAGCAUUUCAAGUCAGACAUGCAUGCCAUGAUUUAUAAUAACACAUUUUUGAUCAUUCAGUGCACUUACAAUCAUCAGAAAUAAAAACACAUUUUCGAUUAAAGGGAAAUGUACUGUAUAGUACCAUGACACUUAAAUGGCUUCCACUCUAAGCCAAUAAAAAAGCUGAAAAUGAACACCAUCCAAUCACAAUGUUUGAGUUUGAAACCAUUUGAGUGUACCAUAAAACAUGAAUGGCUUCUACUCAAAGCCGAUCAAAAGGCUAAAAAAAAAACAUCUUAUCACAGUGUUUGAGUUCAGAAGCUAUUUUUGCAUACCAUUUUAACACUUGAAUUGCUUUUACUCUAAGCCAAUCAAAAAGCUGAAAAAUAAACACCAUCCAAUCACAGUGUAUAAGUUGAGAAGCCAUUUGAGUGUGGUCACACUGGUAUUGUGCAUCCAACCCCACCCAGCCCCCACAUACACAAUUUGUUAUAAGCUCAAAUCCACUUGGUAGCCAUUUUAACAGUCAUGCAGGCAUGUCGUAGCCAUGGCUAAUAUUAACUAGCAUGCAACAAGCUAUUCUACUGUGACCAAGCAUAUUUGUAAUCAUAAUUUACGUAUACAUUGUUUGAUCUGCAUUUAUGAUAAUAUUUUAUAUUUUGUCACCUACACAAAUAACAAAAUAACCUAAAAUAACAUUGAAGGUACCAGUAUUCAAAAUUUUAAUUGUAAAUACACAAUUGGUACUUGACGAUGGUUAGCUCAGAUGCACAGUGGAUGGGAGUGUACAGGGUAUUUGAACAAAUUCAAUUCACAGGAUGUUAGGAAAAUAAUGAAAGCAUUUGCUCAGAAAAAAACAUUAAAGUGUACAUAUGCUGAUAA